Epithele typhae is the source of this 1302-nucleotide messenger RNA. RefSeq names its product protoheme IX farnesyltransferase. The transcript has a single exon. Gene Ontology annotation, biological process: heme biosynthetic process. Gene Ontology annotation, cellular component: membrane; mitochondrion. The record is from RefSeq and is a predicted model, not a curated record. Gene Ontology annotation, molecular function: protoheme IX farnesyltransferase activity. The coding region runs from base 1 to 1302 and encodes 433 amino acids. NCBI's taxonomy places the organism in Eukaryota, Fungi, Basidiomycota, Agaricomycetes, Polyporales, Epitheliaceae.
AUGCGCACUCUCGGGGCGUAUGUCUGUCGCUCAUGCGCAGCCGGCGUCCGUCGCUCGCAGGCCCCCACCCGCUCCGCGUCCAGCUUGGCCGGCGACCGCCACAAAACAUCCUUCUCCUCCUUCUUCUACGACAACCACAGGUGGGCCGCCUCCGCGCGCGAUGCCCUCCCUGCCUCCAGCCCGGUCGCCCACUCCGUCCGCGGACACUCCGUCGGCGCCGUCUACCAUCCCGAGGGGACCGCUUUCCGACCAGCAGAGGCUCUCACUCCCCGCAAGCUCGCCAGAGUCUACGUCCAGCUUGCCAAGGGAAAUCUCACCGUGCUCGUCGUCCUCACCGCCAUGUCUGGCGUCGCCAUGUGCCCUCUCCCCGCCUCUCUCCCCGUCCUCCUCUCCACCGCGGUCGGUACCGCCCUCUGCUCCGCCUCUGCAAACGCGUUCAAUCAAAUCCAAGAGGUCCCCUACGACGCCCAGAUGGCCCGCACUCGAAAUCGUCCGCUCGUACGCCAUGCCAUCAGCCCUCUGCAUGCAACCGGCUUCGCUCUCGCCACCGGCCUCGCCGGGCCUGCGCUGCUCUGGACCAUGACGAACCCCGUCACCGCCGCGCUCGGCGCCGCGAACAUUGCCCUCUACGCCGGCGCAUACACCUACCUCAAGCGCAAGAGCAUCGCCAACACCUGGGUCGGUGCCGUUGUCGGCGGCAUCCCCCCGCUCAUGGGCUGGACUGCUUGCGGGGGCGCCCUCCUCCCCUCCUCCCUCGACUCAUUCCACCUUGUCCUCCCCUCGUUCCUUGGGUCCACACCCACGGCCGUGGCGGACGCGAUGCUCGCGGUGGAGAAUCCUCUCGCCCCGCUCGCGCUCUUCCUGCUGCUCUACAGCUGGCAGUUCCCGCACUUCAACGGGCUCUCGCACCUCGUCCGCGAGGCGUACGCACAGGCGGGCUACCGCAUGCUCUGCGUCCUCAACCCGCACAAGAACGCGCUCGUCGCCCUCCGCCACGCGCUCCUCCUCGUCCCCGCCACCUCCGUCCUCAUGCCGCUCUCGGGCCUCACCACGUGGGCGUUCGCGCUCACCAGUCUGGUCCCGCACGCGGUCUGCGUCAACGCGGCGUGGAAGUUCUACAGGCAGGGUGGGGAGAAGCAGGCGAGGAAGGUCUUCCACUACAGCAUCUGGUAUUUGCCGGUCCUUAUGGGACUCAUGAUGUUCCACAAACGCGGUACGGACUGGGGAUCCUGGCUGGGUUUGGAGCAGGGAGAGACGGAGCAGGGCGCGGGAGAGGAGAAAGAGACUGUGUCUGAGCCGUAG